Clarias gariepinus (North African catfish) is the source of this 7266-nucleotide messenger RNA. It is a transcript of the gene zfhx2, whose product is annotated as zinc finger homeobox 2. The transcript has 5 exons. Gene Ontology annotation, molecular function: DNA-binding transcription factor activity, RNA polymerase II-specific; RNA polymerase II cis-regulatory region sequence-specific DNA binding. NCBI's taxonomy places the organism in Eukaryota, Metazoa, Chordata, Actinopteri, Siluriformes, Clariidae. The record is from RefSeq and is a predicted model, not a curated record. The coding region runs from base 56 to 4690 and encodes 1544 amino acids. Gene Ontology annotation, biological process: brain development; regulation of transcription by RNA polymerase II; regulation of neuron differentiation. Gene Ontology annotation, cellular component: nucleus.
AGAAAAACUUUUCAGUGUUGUAGAGCGACAGGAAGUGCUGCAGUGACUCGUCACCAUGCAGGAGGAGCUGGGAGAGACCAUGGGUGGGGACAACGAUGGGGGGUCAAUGUGGCUCUGUCCUUUGUGUCAACAAGGUCAAAAAGACCGUGAUGGUCUUGCUUUGCACCUGGCUGAAAAACACAGCGUGCUUCCUGCUUGCCUUGAUAAGCUGUUGGACAUUGCGACACCCAAGCACUUGUCCAAUGACGAAGACAGAGAGCGUGCUGGCCAAAAUGAUCUCAAUGGCACAUCCCAGCAGCAGUGUUCAGAAAACUCACCUUUAAUCGAGUCUCAGAAUGAAACCAUUCCUAGUGUAACUGACCAAGACGGUUCCUCCCAGGAAAAAGUUGUGUGUGAUGAAUUAGGAGAAGUGGGAAAGGAGAACGACGGGAGUAACAUAGAAUCAAAUCAGGAUAACGUUACCCAGUCUGAAAGUUCAGAAGCUUCGGGCAAUGAAGAUAAAUCCAGCGAUAAAAGCAAUACUGCUGCUGAUGAUGUCAACCACCCUUUCAAGUGUCACGCUUGUUUGGAAUUCUUUCCCACUAGAUCGGCAUUGAGCGUUCAUUAUAAUUCAGCCACCCAUAUCCAGAGGAUGAGAACAGGAGCAGGGAAUGACAGUGAUUCCCCAGCCCCUGUUCUUGCACGUCCUUAUGUCUCGAACAAACCUUACCAGUGUGCAGUGUGUCGUGUUUCUUAUAAUCAUGCCAUCACUCUGGAAAGUCAUUUAAAAUCUGUAUUGCAUCAGAGCCGUAGCAGGAGUGCUGGAAAUGCUGCAAGUAAUUCCACAACAAAUGCAGGAAAUGGAAAUGUAGCCGCAAAUGUGACGGCCACUACCGUGGCUAAUACCACACAGUUAGCUUAUGUUACGACCAGCAAUUGCGUCACACAAGCAAGUCUGACUGCAUCUCAAGCGAUGACCAAAGAUGAAGAACAGGUUAAGCCUCAGCCUGCCCCCUCAUUGCUUUCCUCCCCAGUGGCCUCAGCUCAGGCAGUAUCAGCUUUUCUUACUCUGUUAACAUCUAGUCCAAACUCUGUUCAACACUCCAUUCUUCCCUCUCUCUUUGCUGCUGGAACAGGUGCUGCACCAAGCACAGCAACUACUCAGCUAAUAACUCAGCCUCAAAUGCUUAUGCCCCUUAUUUUGAAUGGACUUCAGGCUCAGAGCCCAACCUCAGAAGCCCCCAAACAACUUUUGCAGCAGACAGUGCCAGUCCUCGGUCUCAGCACGGCACAGCAGGCUCUCUUGACCCAGGGACUUAGUGGGUUGCAAAGUCAGUGGGCUCCUUUUAGACUCUCCAAUGCAGCUCAAAUGCCGCCAGAAGAGAGUGAAAAUAGUAUUGAUGAGGGAGCAGGUGCAGAAGUAAAAAAUGAGGAACCCCAGCAGGAGUCCUGUGAUCAGCAAGUGCCACAGACCUCUGAAGAAGCCUGGACCACAGAUGAUGGUGCUGGGAAAAGCAGCAGUAAUACGGUAGAUAUUAAGCAGGAGCGCAACGGCUUUAAGUAUGACAAAAGUGUUGAGGAUGACAUGGGAUGUACUGAUGAAAAGCAAGAAAAGGAUGAUAUUGAUAUGGAAAGCACAACUGAAGAGGGGGAUCUGGGGGAAAAUGCAAAAAGAAGUUCUGAUGCAAAUACUGACUCACCAGGCCAGGUUGUUCAAUGUAGUUGUCCAUCACCUUGUCUUAAUGAAUCCUGCCAGUCUACUACACACAAUAAUAAAAGUACUGGUAAUAGUUUAGAGUUACAACAGAGUCCUGCAAAAUGCAGCCCUUCAAACACUAAUCUUGCCUUAAUGUCCUCACAGCCUAAGAGUGCCAAGGCUCAUGCAAUCUUGUCCUCAGGACCUCCUAUGCUAAGUGAAUUCCAGUCUCAGGUUCUGUGGGCCUUUAUUGAGUCGCAGAAUGAGGCAGAUUCAGCAAUUCCACCAAAAGAGGACUGUGAAGCCCUUGGCAGAGAAGUUGGACUAACUGGUGAUGAGGUACGAAGAUGGCUGGUCGAUGCCUGCCGUGCCAAAGAAAGACACAACGCAGAAGAGAUGGAUCAUGAUGAAAUGGAAGGAAGCAUUGAAGACGAGGAAGGUGCCCUUAUGAUAGAUGAAAGUGAAUAUGGACAGAGUCCAUCAGCUAGCAGUAGUCAUGCAAUAGAUCUCUCUAACAGUUCUGAUAUACGCAAAGAAAUGGUAUAUAGUCAAAACCAAGGGGAUUUAUGCUUAACUUCUGACUCAGAAAAUGAAGAAUUCUACACUUCUGUUAUUGUGACGGAUGAGGAGAGCCAAAGUAGCUCGAUGAAAGAUGAGCCAGGUAGCCCAAUUAAGCAGCUGUCACAGUUAGACACAUCAGGAGAAAGGUCAAGUGGUGGAGGAAAGGUUCUUCGUUCUACUACAGUCUUCCUUUCAGAUGCAGAGGAUGAUGACGAAGAUCAGGGUGCAAAAAAUAAAAAGAGAAAGAGGGAGAUAGAUAAGGAGGAAUCAGAAUGCAAAAAGGAGAGGCAUGAUGCUGAUCUUGAUCUUCAGUUGGAAGCACAAGCUGAUCCUCCUACUCCUCUUUCAGUUACAGUUGACCAUUCAGGUCUUCCAGCUGGAAUCUUGCAUUCCUUGCCUCUUUCCCUUUCUUUGGCCCCCUUUUCUACACAGUUAUUCAGUCCCUACGUCCUCUCUGUUCCGUCGUCAGUUGUUGGAGUUGGCAUUUCUGAAGCAGACCGAGCCAAAGUAGCGACCUACUCGAGUCCCCCAGCUAUUACUUGCACUCAGUCUCCAUUUUCUGACCAGCUUCAUGGAGCAGCCAUUAGUUCUCUUGCGCAGUCUGCCCAGUUCAUUUCCAAUGGCAGUGAAUGUGAGUCUGCCUUAGAUCUCAGUAUAGGGAAACAUCAAAGUUCAACAAACUCCACUUCUGUCUCAGCAAACAAGGUAUCUAUUCAAAAGACUGCUUUGCUUGAUGGUCUUGGAUUAAGGCCUACUGUUGGGGUCCCUGCAGAUGGGAGUCUUAUUGUUGUUCAGGUAAAGCCUGAUACUGCCAUAACUAUCCCGAACUCUAACACUACCAUUGGUAACCACAGUAGUAUGGCUAAGACAAGCACAGUGUUCAUGAGGGCUGCAGAAAAAGUAAAUGCGUCCUUAAAAGAGAGUGAGCAAGAGAAGGCAAGAGACCAAAAAAGAACUAGUGCAAGACGAUUCAGGGACAUGAGAAGGUCCAGGACAAUUAUUCAGGCUGACCAGCUGGACGUGCUGUAUGGAUGUUAUUUCAAAGACCCAAACCCAGGAAAGCAUGAAUUUGAACAAAUUUCAGAGUGGGUGCACCUGCCGAAAAAGGUGGUACAAAUUUGGUUUCAAAACAUGAGGGCUAGAGAGCGUAAAGGGGAAGUUCGUUUUAUCAGUGAUGGUACAUUGGCAGCUGUAGGUAAACCACUUAUAAAGUUCACUUGGCCACUGACUAAGCCCAUUUUUUCAAGUACCCCCAAAUCUAACUCAAGCCCAACAACUCCUGGCUGGGUUCCACCAAAGCCACAAACUGGCAGUGAAACACAAAAGACAGAAAAGGUUAUGGAGGUCAAAGAACCACUGAAAAUCCCUAUCCAGGGUCUCAGCAGGCCAAAGGAAAUGGGGUCAACAACGACUGUCGGCAGUACAUCAGCACUCAAGACAAAAGCUGAAGCACCAAAUGCAUUUACAAUGGUUAAAAUUGCCCCCAAGGCCGUGCCCCCAUUAGUUCCCAUGCCAAUCAGUGGCUCUGCCAUUGCCCCAAACUCCCAAAAGAUCAAACUGGAGGGACAAAGUGAAGCAGACAGGACAGAGGAAAAGGAUGGAAAAGAUCAAGAGAAACACAUCCCUGGGACAACCAACCGCAUGGUUCCAAAACUAUCCACUACACCAAUUAACAAAUCUUCGACUGUUACAACUCAGAAACACAAUGGCAUUAAUUAUUGGUCUCAGAAAGGUCCAAUUAAGAUCAAUACUUUGUCCAGGGAACAGCUGGGUCUGAGCACAACACGCACCAUCAUGACUUCAGCUUCAGUAGGAACUCCAUCUAUGACAAUAACUUCACCACCAUCCACUCAAAACCAAAAAGAAGCAAAUUACAUUCAGCAGCACUCCACCCCAAGAAGACCACGAACACACUUGAACUGUCUUCAGCUGUCCAUUCUCCAGUCCUGCUAUGAGACCUGCGCCCAUCCUAAUGCAUUAGAGUGUGAAGCAGUGGGAACAGAGCUUGGUCUUCCACUUAAAGUGGUGCAGAUCUGGUUCCAGAACACACGUGCCAAGGAAAAGCGUUGGAGGCUACAGCAGGAGAAGUUGUCUCCUAAUUCUAGCGACCCUUCCAAGAAGCUGGACAUCAGCUCGGGCACUUACCUACAGUACAACGCGCUCCGAGCCAACCGUCCAAUUCUGCCCAAACCAGUACAACUGACAGUCCUGGAAAGUUCACCAACACCUGCAGCGGGUCAGCAAGCAGCUCGUGAAACACUAAGAGGGAAAUGCGAGGUGUGUAACGUCGAGUUCGAGUCCAGAGCCGCUGCACGAGACCACGUUUUCUCUCCUCGCCAUCUUGCAACACUGCGAACCACUAACUUUGGUCAGUCGGCGACGCAAAUUAACAACGGCUCGGCUGGCGUCGUAAGCCAAGCUUCUUCGAGAUCGCCAGCUAGCAGCACUAGCUAAAAAAUGAACUUGCGCUGCUUUGAUAAGUGGACCCACUAGGCUCUUGCGCUUUUAAUCGGCAAAGAAAAGGUGCUUGUUUUUAAAGCUAACGCUCUUUUAAUUCUGCACCGUUACAGUGGGCCUGAAGAACUCCACUUUCGGAUGUCAGCGAGAUUUGAUCCUAAAAAGAACUUAUUUUAAUGACUUGUUGCCACAUCAUUUCACUAAUAAUAAUAAUAACUAUCAUCAGAUUAAUUGGUUAUACUGGACAUGCAGUUGCUUAUGUUGUAACGGUCGCGUUUUAUGUGUUUCACUGCUUUGUCUCUGUUUUCAACAUCUGUUUCUUUUUGUGCUUGUUUAUUAUCCUUUCUUGCUAAUUCAGAACACUCUGGCUGUUUGGGAAAAUUUAGCAAUGGACCACAUGAAACUCAUCAAAAGUUAUUCAGUGAUUUAUGUACACGGUACUGCUUUUGCUUGAGCCUGAACGGUGUUCUGCAUUGGAGGUUUUUUUUUUUGGUUUUUUUUUUAUAUAUAUAUGAAUCAAAUUUUAUUGGUUUUUAAAAAGUUAUCAUUGGGAGUUUUUUGACUGACAAACUGAUGAUCAUGGGUGUAUCAAAAAUGUGCAAAGAGCUGGCGUGGGAGUAAAGACGGUAUGCAAGUGCCCAUACUAAAAGUUCAUGACAAUUUAUUCCUUUUUUUUUUUUUUUUUUUUUUUACAAUAUUAUCACAAUAUAGAAGCAGAAACAUGCUUUUGGACCUGCUUACACUGUCAGGGAAUUCUAAUGAACGGAACUGUGGGAUACAUGCAAUGCCGCCCGCUUCAGAUUUGCUCAGAACAAAGGUGGAUGGAAGACGAGCCGUCUUUAUGUUGCCUUCACUAAAGGGCAGUUUAUCCCUGGGUAUCUCUAGGUACUGCCUAAAAUAGAUAACCUCCUUCAAAAUGAAAGGCAGAUAUAUUGUGAAUAUAUGUAAAGUAUCCACAAUAAUAUUGUGAUAUAUUGUAAAGAUCAAUUAUCGGCACAUACUAACAGGAAAGUCUAUGUUUUAGUUUUUUUGUUUUUUUAUAAACCGAGGGAGUUUGUGAGUGCUCUGAAUCGAGUCACUCUCAGAAGCUGUUAAAUGCAACGACAGCUACUCUAUUUGCCAUCAUGACAAUCAUACUUUUUUUUUCUCUCUUUCAAAACUCCACUAGCAAAACCUAAAAAUGUCACAUGGUUGUCGUGCAGCACUUUCUUCCUUUAAAGGUCUGAAAUAUUUUAAGGUUUCCAUACUUGCUUGGAAUAAAUGUAUUAUAUUGAUUUACUGUAUGUCAGAUUUUACAGAAGUGUUGCCAGCUUUCGCUGCAUUUUAUGAACACGUGAACGUGGAAAGGAUCAGACCUAGCCGCUGUGCAAAAAGCCAAAGUUAAUUCUGUAUGCUAGCGCGAUUUUAAAUGGUUUUGAUAUAAAUUUGUCAAACAACACGAUUAUAUGAAUUGUAUUUCUCCACUUUAUUUUUAUUUUUUUCCUCCCUCUUCAGUUUGUUGUAACCCUAACCGUGUUAAAGGUAUUCACUGCUUGCACCAGGUUUUUAUGGGAGAGAAGUCAUUUUACACCCUUGUUCUUCAUUGUCUUUUAUGUGGGUGCAAACCGAGUACUCCCCAGCAACGAAUCUCCACUCUCCAGCUGACCACGAGGUACUUUCUGUGGUUUUUCGACACGCGUGUCGAUUCGGUAAUAUGGAAACUACUCCGUGUGACAAAACAUACAAGUUUGAAGGAAAUGAAAUACUAAAGAGAACUGUCAUUUCUUCUUUUUCUGUUUUUUUUUUUAAGUUGUAUAUUCUUAUUAUUAAUAUGUUACUAUUAAUAGUUUAACGAGAUGCAAAACUAAAAGGUAACUUUUUAAAAGGAACUCUAUUAUGAGAAUGGUAUUCCAAAGUUAAUCAUCUUUCACUUGCUUUCUGUCAAAAUGAAAAGAAAACCAAAAAGCAUUUUGAGAGAGUUUUGUAAUGAAUUUCCCACAUCUCGACACUUUGAGCAAGUCCAGGAAGGACUUUGAUAUAUUAGGCUGAAAGUGUGUUUAUCUCAGCCAGAACAAGGUGGAGCACUUGGAUGUAUGAUGAUUCAGAGGCGUGUGGCGCUUUUCUUUUUUUUUUUUGGACGCACCUCCGUUAUUUUUUUUAAACACUCUGUGUUAAAACUGUAGCUCGUGUUCACUGAGCAUGAACUGAACACAGUGCUAAACAAUGGGAUCACAGUGUUGCACUGUUUGAAGUGAAGAGGUGGUGCACAGACCUGCUUUUUGACUGAUUAUUAUAUAUAUAUUUUUUGUUUCCAUUAACACUUAUCACUUGUUAUAACUACUACUUGCUAUUGUUUUCAUUACUAUUAUCACAGUUUGAUUAUUAUUAAUUCAUUACGGUUUUUAAUAGCAUCUUUAUCUUCAUCGAGAUGGUCUUGGUAUACUGCAAACUGAUGGUGAAAGUGUUUUUAUGAAAUAUUAGAAUAUUGUUUAAGCUUGAUUUCUUCCCUCCCGCCCCCCCAUACUUGUACCUUCAUUUUUGUGUUGGAUCUUCUUUUCUUUUCUUAUACGGAAAAAUAAACUGAACUUCAAUUA